GCCUCCCUCCAGCGCCCAGCCUGGCUUCGCGGCGGAGGCGGCGCCUCUCCCGCAGGACGGAGCCAAGCUGGACUGCCGCGCCGCGCGGGGCGGGCAAAGGGGGCGCUGCGCUCGGCCCCGGGCAGGGAGUGACGGCGGCGGCGGCGGCUCCGGGCGAGCGUGGUCCCCGCGUGCGCACACGCACACGCCGCCGCGCAGGGACACACGGACCCCGGCCGCCAGCCGGCCACACAGGCGCGGAGACCCGGCUCGGCGCGCGCUCCUCGGCGCACACGCUCCCCAUCCCCGCGCCGCGCGGGCCGCGGACUUGCAGGCUGCGCGUCCUUUGCGGAGUCUGCCCCGGCCCCACGGACAGGCCCCGCAGUGAGCAGCCCAGAGACACAUUGGGGCUGACCUGCCGCUGCUGUCAGUGGGAGGCCAGUGGUGCUGGCCAAGAAGUGUCAUGGCUGGUGUCGUGCACGUUUCCCUGGCUGCUCUCCUCCUGCUGCCUAUGGCCCCUGCCAUGCAUUCUGACUGCAUCUUCAAGAAGGAGCAAGCCAUGUGCCUGGAGAAGAUCCAGAGGGCCAAUGAGCUGAUGGGCUUCAAUGAUUCCUCUCCAGGCUGUCCUGGGAUGUGGGACAACAUCACGUGUUGGAAGCCCGCCCAUGUGGGUGAGAUGGUCCUGGUCAGCUGCCCUGAGCUCUUCCGAAUCUUCAACCCAGACCAAGUCUGGGAGACCGAAACCAUUGGAGAGUCUGAUUUUGGUGACAGUAACUCCUUAGAUCUCUCAGACAUGGGAGUGGUGAGCCGGAACUGCACGGAGGAUGGCUGGUCGGAACCCUUCCCUCAUUACUUUGAUGCCUGUGGGUUUGAUGAAUAUGAAUCUGAGACUGGGGACCAGGAUUAUUACUACCUGUCAGUGAAGGCCCUCUACACGGUUGGCUACAGCACAUCCCUCGUCACCCUCACCACUGCCAUGGUCAUCCUUUGUCGCUUCCGGAAGCUGCACUGCACACGCAACUUCAUCCACAUGAACCUGUUUGUGUCGUUCAUGCUGAGGGCGAUCUCCGUCUUCAUCAAAGACUGGAUUCUGUAUGCGGAGCAGGACAGCAACCACUGCUUCAUCUCCACUGUGGAAUGUAAGGCCGUCAUGGUUUUCUUCCACUACUGUGUUGUGUCCAACUACUUCUGGCUGUUCAUCGAGGGCCUGUACCUCUUCACUCUGCUGGUGGAGACCUUCUUCCCUGAAAGGAGAUACUUCUACUGGUACACCAUCAUUGGCUGGGGGACCCCAACUGUGUGUGUGACAGUGUGGGCUACGCUGAGACUCUACUUUGAUGACACAGGCUGCUGGGAUAUGAAUGACAGCACAGCUCUGUGGUGGGUGAUCAAAGGCCCUGUGGUUGGCUCUAUCAUGGUUAACUUUGUGCUUUUUAUUGGCAUUAUCGUCAUCCUUGUGCAGAAACUUCAGUCUCCAGACAUGGGAGGCAAUGAGUCCAGCAUCUACUUAACAAAUUUAAGCCCGCGAGUCCCCAAGAAAGCCCGAGAGGACCCCCUGCCUGUGCCCUCAGACCAGCAUUCACUCCCUUUCCUGCGACUGGCCCGGUCCACCCUGCUGCUCAUCCCACUAUUCGGAAUCCACUACACAGUAUUUGCCUUCUCCCCAGAGAAUGUCAGCAAAAGGGAAAGACUCGUGUUUGAGCUGGGGCUGGGCUCCUUCCAGGGCUUUGUGGUGGCUGUUCUCUACUGUUUUCUGAAUGGUGAGGUACAAGCGGAGAUCAAGCGAAAAUGGCGAAGCUGGAAGGUGAACCGUUACUUCGCUGUGGACUUCAAGCACCGACACCCGUCUCUGGCCAGCAGUGGGGUGAAUGGGGGCACCCAGCUCUCCAUCCUGAGCAAGAGCAGCUCCCAAAUCCGCAUGUCUGGCCUCCCUGCUGACAAUCUGGCCACCUGAGCCAUGCUCCCCUCCUCCUCCUCUCCUCCAUCCACAGGCUGGGACCGCAGGCAGGUGCCAGCCCACGCAUGUUUGCGCCUCUUCCCUCCCCUUGGGCAGGCCCUGGGCUGGAAGCUUGGCUCCUGAGGGGGGAGAAGGAGGCAGGGCACAGACUGGAAUUGUCCCCUCCUUGUUUUGGUACUGGUCCCACCCACUGUGGUCCCCUGGGCCCUGACCCCAGACAUGUAAAUACUCCUCAAAUUUGGAAAAGUUGUCCCAUCCCUUCCCCCUUUGCCCCAGUGUCCCUGCUCACUUCCAGUCAGGUCUCAGCUCCACCCCACUGUUUCUUGGUCAGCCUCAGUGAUGGCCUGACCCCAGCUGUGAGGCCUUGUGAGCUAAGGCUGAAGAGACCUUGCCUGUGGGAGCUGGGGUGGUACCUGCCCCAACAGCCCCCCAUCAUCUGAUUUUGGGUGUGACCCCUCGAGUGUGCAUGCCACCCUGGGGCUCUUCUCAGUCCUGGGCCCAAGUCCCUGAAGCCUAGCAGAGGGCCAGCUCGGGUGGCCAGAACACCCCUUGGUGCAGGCCUCCUGGCACUCGCCUGGCAUCUUGGUGUCCGGGUGCUCAGCUCCUGGGUCCCAGGGCAGUGGGACAGCUCCCAGGCUCUUCUCAUCAGAGACUUCAGUUUGGGUGGGGAGUCUGCAGGUCAGGGAAGGUUCUGGUGCUUUUCGUUUGAUCCAAAAGGAGCUGAGAGCCAGAAAUGUGGCUGUGAUUGCGAAAGAGACGGAGUUUGGGAGACCCAUGGAAGAAAACCUUCGCCAUCUCCAUUGUUUUACCCCCAGCUCAAGAUGGACAGGGUUCUUCUGGUCAUCUCCCUUCCACCUCUUCCACCCUCAUGGAUGCCUUCCAGAAGCUGUCUCCAACCAUGCACACCACAGAGAGCCCUUAAGCCCUCCCCUCCCCAUUUCCCCUAAGUCAAAGCCAUGACUAGGAUGUACCAGCCACCUGCCUCUGAUGUCGGCGAAUCCUGAAGCACCUGCACCCGAAUCUGGGGCCCAGGGCUGCCCGACCCCCACUCCCAUGGAUGAUGAGGAGCCCCAGACACCAGCUCCUCUGGCCUGGACUCAACUAUUGAAAUCUCUCUGAGACCUCUGCAAAGAUGUCCCUUUUAUGCCCUUGACCUUGACUCACCAUGGGCUGCUGGGGUGUCGGGAGAAGCCACACCCAACAUGCCCAUUAGCAGAGGCUGCUGCUGAUGUGGCAGCUGCUCCCUACCACCCGCCCUGGCUCCCCAGCUGCAGGUUGCACACCCUCAGCCUGAGAAUGUAAAAUAGGGCAGUGCCCAGCUGGGGAGGUAGAGGAAAGUGCUAGAGUACAUGGUCCGUGUGUGGCCUAGCUCAUUCCAUGUCAGCAUUUGGUGUUACUCCUGUCCAAAUUCUGUUUGCAGACUUGUUUCAUGAUGAUGCUCUGGAAUGCUUGGGGACUUUGGGUGGAGGAGGAUGUUACUUCAUUUUAUAAAGAGGAAGGGGCCUGGGAGACUUGGGAAAAUGUUUCUGGAGAGGCUUUCAGAGUGGCUGGAAAAGGCUCUUGUUGCUGUAAUUUAGAGAGGAGCUCUGUGUCCUUGGCCAGUCAAGUAAGUUCCUGGAUCUUUGGCAAAGCCAGAGGAAGAAAGGAGCUACCUGCCCUUUCCUGGGCAUGCUUGGUGACUCAGAUUGAUCUUGGAGUGUGCAGUGGCCCUUCUACCCUGCACCUGACCUCAUGAUCCCCUCCACCUGCACUGGUGUGCAUUACUGAAGCAAGGGUCCUGUGGACAUCUUGCAUUUUGGGCACUGCUAGGGGGUCUGGGCUGCUUGGAAGGAGCCAUGGCCUAGGGUUCAGGGAACUAGACUCUAUCCCAGUUGGGUUCAGACUGCUGUGACUGUGGACACGAUGCUCCUUGUUCUGGGCUCCAGUUUUCCCAUUUGUGAGAUGAGGCAACUUCCAAUGCUUCUCUAGGCCCUGCACGUAAGUGAUUUUUCCAGUUCAAAGUCAAGACAGGUAAAAGGGCAUUCAUCAUUGUGCCUCAUAUCAGGUUUUGAUGAAUAUAUGUGUGUGUGUGUGUGUGUGUGUGUGUGUGUGUGUAGAGGGAUGGACAGGAUGCUGUUUAUUUUCCCUUUCUUGGAAAUGGACCUUCUGUCCCUUCCAUUUGGACACCACAGUGGAAGCUGGUGGCCUGGAAGGAAGGAUUAGGUCAUGGACAUUUGAACAGGUGCCUUGGGCAUGAUGUAUAGAUGCAGUCAUAUAUACCUUGCUGGGGUGGGGUGCCACCUCCAGUGGCCAGCUCCAGAUCCAAGGAGCAGCCCCCUGGGGAUGGACCCCAUUCAUUCAUCAUGACUCCCAACAGUUUUCAUUGUGGAAGAAGAAACUUUGGCAUUAUAGAGACAUCAUCACAAAACAGUAAAAACAAAAUCAACCCUGAACCCCAUGCACUGUGCUGCUUCCUGAGCCUGGCCCUGCAUCCUCAUAGAGGUGCCGGGUUCCUAUUGGUUAGUUGGUUGUUUUUCCGUCUGAGUGAAUUUUUGCCAGUCUUGUGAGCAGAUGUACCUGAUGUAUUCUCAAUGUUCCAAGAGGUUCUGGCCUUCAGGGUCACAGGCAGUAGGGGGACAGCAUAAGGUCUAUGUAAAACCCUUCCCUCUCUGACCCUCUGUUUUCAAAUCUGUAAAAUGGGCAAUAAGACUAGAUGAUUUGUAUAUAGCCCAAUGCAUCUCUGGAACUCUGUCUAAACACCAGCCAUCUACUUGGAAUGGGCCCCAGGACUGUGGUAUUUGCCUGGGCCAGGAAAGGAUAAGAAAUCCUGUCAUGUGAAGACAGCUUGAGAGGCUUGAGAAAAGUGGGGCUGGGGAGAAGCAGGCUUGUCAGACUCCACCCCUGUUGAUGAUCAUUCCUGGGAAGGGGUUUCUCGUUCUAUGCAAUCCUAAAGGACGAAACUCACCCAUGGGAGGCCGAAUUCUCCUUGGGAUGAAGAAAUUUCUCUUUCCCUGUCAUGAGUGUCCAGCCAGGGAGCAGGGAGGCAGUGUCAGGGAGGGACUCUCAUCCUGGAGGAAAUGGGAUUCCAAGUCAAGGAUGCUGAGGCUGUCAGGGAGCCAGAGAGGGGGGUCCAAGUGCGGGAUGUGGGUGGCUCUGUGGUUCAGUGGCUCUGUGGUAGUUCCUAGCACUGCAGACUUCAUGACUCCCCACUUAAGUCCAAGUCACAUUGUCUAUCCCAGUGUGUAGCUCUGUCACCCUGCUUGACACAUCCAGUGGCCUACAGCGACUCUUCUCUAACCCCACCCCCUCCAAGCUGGGUUCUUUGUGGAAGAAGGACAGGGAGCUAGAGCCAAGCCCUAGGCUUGAGAGACACCUGCAUCUAUAAUCCCCGCCAAGGAUGCCCACUCACCUCUCUCAUCUGAUCCUCACUCUUUGUGGAAGGGAAAGCUCAAAGGGACUCUCUCUCUCUCUCUCUUUUUUUUUUUUUUUGAGUAGUACCCUUGCCCUCUUCAUGGCCACUUCAAAGUGAAGCCAGCAAAGUGAUAAUACUUUAUCAUUUAGUAUUAUCAUAAAGUAUUAAUACUUUGUCAUAAAGUCCUCCUUGAGCCCAGGGACCAUGGAAGUCAGCUAGAAGAGCCCUGAGCAAGGAGCAAGGACUUGGGCUUCUCCACGCUUUGCUCCUGGCUUGUUUGACCUUGACUCAUUCCCCAUAUGUCUUUGAGGAGGCUCACAAAAUACUAAAGCUGGGAGGAAACUUGGAGAUCUAUAGGUCAAACCUCCCCAUUGGGCUGAUGAGAAAAUACACGCAGGCCUAGCAUGGUGCCUGCCACCAUGGUGGGAUCCAGUAUGUUUUAUAAAUCUGAAUGAGUAAAUGGCUCACCAAUUUAUGCAUAGCCCUGCACAUGAGCAGAAUGUGACACUCAAAGCAUCCAUGCAGUACGCAUGUAACCUUGCACAGGAGUGGGGCUCUGGUGACCGAAGGUUGUCCAGGACUCUUGCAGGAGAAGCAAUGGAGUCAGUGUGGUGUGGGGAGACCUACUUUUUAACCUGGGCUUAGCCACCUGCUCUGUGAUCCAGGGCUUACCUUCUUUGGGCCUCGGCCUCCUAAUCUGGGUAAUGGGGAGGACUUCAUUGGCAUUGUUAGUCCCACAGGCCAAGGAUAAGGUUGAAAUGAGACGGCUUGUGUGUGAAAAGAUUUUGGAAAUUACACAGAUGUGGGCUUGUUAUUGGGAUGAAGACUGCUGGAAGGGACUCCUUGCUGUUUAUCUACUGCUUUGAGCCCUCCUAAGUUAACCUGUGCCUCAUUUGUAAAACCACCAGCAUCAGGAGUAAGGGGGAGGCCAGAGGGCUCAGAUGGACACAGAAUUCUAGCUUUACCUGCAUCCGCUGAUUCAGUUUUCUGUUGGGAUCAGAGUGAGGAUACUUCCAUAUGGGUGAUAGCAGCCAUGCCCCUGGGAGUCAACUUCAAGGAUCUGGGACAUUUUGGUGUGCCCAUUCCUUCUUUUCCUGAACUCACAGUCUUGGGGUGUUUCUGCACUUGGCUAUGUGUGUCUUGUCUGAUGUCUGUCUUCUGUAGCUUUGCCUCUAUCAGGGCUGGAGUGGUGCAGCCCCUGGCAUCUCAGACAUGGUUCCUGCCUCACUUGUGGGAGCUGGACCAGCCUGGGUUUCAUCUCCCACAGUAAAGCUAAGUAAGCCCCACAGACCUUACUGCUACUGCUGCUGCCAUUAAUGCUGUGCUCACUAUCUUGUCCAGGAUUUUAAGGAUGUCAGACUGCUGUAGAUGACUCAAUAAAUGUUUUGCCAUUUUU
Molecule: messenger RNA, 6723 nt
Organism: Homo sapiens (human)
Lineage: Eukaryota; Metazoa; Chordata; Mammalia; Primates; Hominidae
Source: RefSeq, a predicted model, not a curated record